This is a messenger RNA of Plasmodium inui San Antonio 1, 783 nucleotides long. RefSeq lists its product as hypothetical. The record is from RefSeq and is a predicted model, not a curated record. The transcript has 2 exons. NCBI's taxonomy places the organism in Eukaryota, Apicomplexa, Aconoidasida, Haemosporida, Plasmodiidae. Bases 1 to 783 code for a protein of 260 amino acids.
AUGAGUUUCCAAAGAAGUCUCUUGUUCAGAGCUGUAGUCUUAUCAUUCUUUGUUCUGUUAAUUAUUAUAAUCCGGAAUGACAUUUAUAGGCUACAAUCAAGCAAUUCUCCAUUGACAACAUACACACGAUUUUCUGAUAGUCCAUCAAGAGAGUUAUCAGAAUUUUCAUACAGUAGGGGGAGAGGAAAUGAAAGCAAUUAUGACAGCAGAGAAGAUCAAGUUGCAUAUAAAAAUAUGAUGAGAGAAAGAUAUCGAAUGAGGGAAGAAUGCAAACGUCAAUCUGGUAACGCCUCAAGGAGUUACUCCAUGCCAUAUAGAAUUACUGAGGAAGAUGUUGACAUGGAAUUAUCCAAAAAGCAAUUAAAUAAACUUAUUAAUUCCUUUGGUCCAUUAAUAGUAGAGUAUGAUAUGUACAUUACCUUCUAUCAUUAUCAUUGCUAUCUACAACAUAAUUACCGUAAAUUGUUAAUUAAGUUAGAAAAGCUGGCCGAGAAAUUAGGAAAGAGACAUUACAUACCCUCUGAAGAUUUAAAUGAGUUAUGUAUGAAGUGCAAAAAGACGAUCGGCAAAAAGAUGUUGAAUUUGAAUUAUUAUUCCUACAAAUAUUUUUUUGACUUUGCUAGAGAUUCUCCCGUUGAAGACACAGAAAGGUUUAAAAUAUUUCUGGAAGAUUUUGUUGAUGUAUGGAAACGGAAAACGCAGAAAAUUUACAAAAGCUUGAAACAAGAACUGACCAAAGAUAUAAAAAAAUAUAAAAGGCGCUCGCUUCUUAAGUGGUGGUGA